GGCCCGGGGCCGAGGCGAUGGCGCCCUGGGCGCUCCUCACCCCUGGGGUCCUGGUGCGGACCGGGCAUACUGUGCUGACCUGGGGGAUCACGUUGGUACUCUUCCUGCAUGAUACCGGCCUUUGUUCAUCCAGGGACACACUUCCCGCCUCCAGUUGCACCCUCCCCCACCACGCCCGUUCCACAGUCCUGGCCUCACUCUCCCCCUCUGGCCUCUCCAGCACUGCGGCAGUGGGAAGAGCAGGGGGAACUGCUCCUGCCCCUCACCUUCCUGCUGCUUGUGCUGGGCUCCCUGCUGCUUUACCUGACCGUGUCACUCAUGGACCCGGGCUACGUGAAUGUCCUGCCUCAGCCCCAGGAGGAGGCCAAGGAAGAGCAGACAGCCAUGGUUCCUCAGGCCAUCCCCCUUCGGCGCUGCGGAUACUGCAUGGUGCUGCAACCCCUGCGGGCUCGGCACUGCCGUGAGUGCCGUCGCUGUGUCCGCCGCUACGACCACCACUGCCCCUGGAUGGAGAACUGUGUGGGCGAGCGCAACCACCCGCUCUUCGUGGCCUACCUGGCGCUGCAGCUGGUGGUGCUUCUGUGGGCCCUGUACCUGGCAUGGUCCGGCCUCCGCUUUUUCCAGCCCUGGGGGCUCUGGCUGCGGUCCAGCGGGCUCCUGUUCGCCACCUUCCUGCUGCUGUCGCUCUUCUCCCUGGUGGCCGGCCUGCUCCUGGCCUCGCACCUCUACCUGGUGGCCAGCAACACCACCACCUGGGAGUUCAUCUCCUCCCACCGCAUCGCCUACCUCCGCCAGCGCCCCGGCAACCCCUUCGACCGCGGCCUGACCCGCAACCUGGCCCACUUCUUCUGUGGAUGGCCCCCGGGCUCCUGGGAGACCCUCUGGGCCGAGGACGAGGAGGAGGAAGGCAGUAGCCAAGCUGUUUAGGGUUGCUGGAAGCCGGGGCCACCAUCUUGUGCCUGAAAACCAGAGAGGCCGCACCCAGAGGGGUCGGCCCUCCAAGGGCCUGGGGCUCCUCACUCCUGCCCACUCCUUCCGGGCCUCAGAGUGGAGCUGAGGGGCUGUACCCUGCCUCGGUGGGCAGCUCUGCCCUCCCCAGGCAGAAGAAAAGGAAGAGGACACAUGGGGAAGACUCAGGCACAAGGAGAGACCUGGGCUUCGGACACCUCCGCCCCACCCCCAAGCCAGGCUGCGUCCAGCGCACAGUUUGAUAAAUUUAAUGAACCAUAAAGCAAGUCAAGUAUUAAAAAAAAAACCAAACCAUU
This is a messenger RNA of Cervus elaphus (red deer), 1265 nucleotides long. It is a transcript of the gene ZDHHC12, whose product is annotated as zinc finger DHHC-type palmitoyltransferase 12. NCBI's taxonomy places the organism in Eukaryota, Metazoa, Chordata, Mammalia, Artiodactyla, Cervidae. The transcript has 5 exons. The record is from RefSeq and is a predicted model, not a curated record. Gene Ontology annotation, molecular function: protein-cysteine S-palmitoyltransferase activity. Gene Ontology annotation, cellular component: endoplasmic reticulum; Golgi apparatus. Gene Ontology annotation, biological process: peptidyl-L-cysteine S-palmitoylation; protein targeting to membrane. Bases 109 to 927 code for a protein of 272 amino acids.